UUUAUGUUAAGGGUGAAAAGAGAUGAGCAAGCUAAAGAAAUAAUAAAUGUUCUUCUUGCGGAGGAUGCUCCCAUCUAAAGUCUAAAUUACAAUUUAUUUAUUAGGAAUAGCUUUAAUUGAUUUAUUGCAAUUAUGUAAUUAUUAAGUAGUGGCUUGUGAAACAGGUAUUUAAGCAAGAGAUGAACUACUCAAAAUAGAAAAUGAAUUUGAUUUAAUUUUAUUAGAUUUAGGUCUGCCUGAGAUGACUGGUUUAGAACUGUUGUAAAUAAUAAAAGCGUAAGUCUUUAUUUGAACUUCAAGUAUUGAUAAAUUGAAAGAUGUACCAGUGAUAAUGAUGAGUGGUGAUGAUGAGACAGAAACAGUUGCUGCCUGCUUAAAUUCUGGAGCAUCAGAUUAUAUGGUAAAACCUGUCAAUUUUAAAAAACUUUAAGGGCUUUAAACAUUCGUAAAAAAAAAGCCUAAGCCAAGAAAUGUACAAAAACAUAUAUUUAUUUUAUAGAACAAUUAAAAUGAAAAAGGAUAUUAUACAAUUGUUAGAAAUAUAGGUAAGGGUGCUUCUGGCUCUGUAGAAUUAGUUAGAAAAAGUACUGAUUAAGAAUUAUAUGCAAUGAAAGUAAUUUUUAAAUGAACUUAGGUUAUCCCAACAUUUUUUAUGAAUGAACAAGAGAGGAAAAAUGCCGAAAAUGAAGUGAGUCUACUCAGAGUUCUUACAGCACCAACAAUUAUUAAAUAUUAUGAAAGUUUUACUGAAAAUGAAUCAUUAAACAUAAUAAUGGAAUAUGCAGAAGGAGGAUCUUUAACUGAAAAAAUAUCUGAAUAUUCAAGAUAAGGAACUUAAGUACCAAAGGAUCAAAUAUUAGCAUGGAUGGCUUAAUUAGUUAUUGCAAUACAUUUUAUGCAUUCUAAAAACAUUCUUCAUAGAGAUAUUAAAACACAAAAUAUGUUUUUAAAUAAAGGUUUUAAUUUUAUUAUAAUUUUAAUAGAAUAGGUUAUUAAAUUAGGAGAUUUUGGAAUCUCUAAAGCAUUAGGAACUCAUGCCAAUUUUGCAUAAACUUUUUUAGGAACUCCUUACUUUAUGUCACCUGAAGUCAUUAGAGGAUAACCUUAUGGAAAAAAAUCUGAUAUAUGGGCAUUAGGAUGUGCAUUAUAUGAAUUAGUUAUGUUAAAAAGACCAUUUUAACAUGAUAAUAUUCAAAUUAUUUUUGAAAUGAUACAAAAUAAACCUUAUGAUAUAGAUUCAUCUAUUGAUUCAGAUCUUUAAUUACUAAUUGAAAAAACACUAUAAAAAGAUCCUAAUAACAGACCAACUGUUGAAGAUUUAGCAGCUAUUCCUUGCAUUGAAGAAAAAAUUAAUUAAUUUUAUAAAGAUCAUCCAAAUGAAAGUAUUAUUUAUGAUUAUCCAUAGCUAAUUUAAUAUCUGUUAAACGAUUAUAAUUAGGACCAUAAUUAUAACCUGAAACAACUGAAUAAGUAUAAGAUGAAAACUAUUUGGCUAUUUUUGCUGAUAUGAUACAAAAUAUAUAAUUAAGAAAAGUAAUACAUGGUUUUGUUAAUUAAAUGUAAGCUUUUUUUUUAAGUUUAGUGAAUAUAUAGGUGUCUUAGGUCAAGAUAUCUUAAAUUAUCUUUAAAAAGCCUGUAAAAAUUAAUUAGAAAUUCAAUAAGUUAGUUAACAAUUAUUAGAAUCUUAAUUAAUAAUUCCUUUGGAAUCAUAAAAAGAAUUAAUUCCUAAUCAGUAUUAUUCUUUUCCAAUUUUUCUACAAUUUAUUGCUGCUAAUAAUUACUAGAAAUAUACUGGAAAUUCUAUUGAUCUUAUGGAAAUUUUAGAAAAAUUAAUAAAAAAAUUCAAAGAAUUUCAAAAGAAAAUAAUAGAUAAAAAUACCAUAUUGGAAGAUAUAUUAGAAUAAGGAUUUAAGGAGUAUUUUUAGUUAACUUAAGAAACAAAUGAAUUAUAAAAGUCUACUAUGAUUGAUUAUUCUUAAGAAAGAAAAUUUGCUGCUUAUGUCAAUUUAUUUUAAUUGAUGAGAUUUCAUUAGUAAAUUUUUAAUUAAGCCUUAGAUCUCUAUCCUCUUAUUAUGUGAAUAAACUAUAAUCAAAAGGAGUAAUAGAAGAGCCUAAAUCAAUUUUAAAAACAAUUUUAGGUUCUAUUUUACCACCUCAUCCUAUCAAAGUAGAUUUUGCUUAUUCUAUAAAUAAACUAAUUACAACUUUACCUUAAAUUAAACAUGGAAUUUUGAGAAGAAAUAAACCUGCUCCAAACUUUCACUAACUCCCUAACAAUGACCCAAGAAUUCUUACUAUAGAUACAAGAGGAAUAAUAUUUAUUUUUACAGAAGAAUACUAAGAUGUUUCUGUUAGUUUUACAAACGAAUUACAAUACUUAGAUGAAAAAACUGUUUAAUAAUACGUUUAAAAUCAUAUAAAAUAAUUUAUCUUGAAGAACGUCUGUCUUGAUAUAAUUGAAUAAGAAAUUAUUAUACAUCCUCUAUGUCAAAGUAUAAAGCAUAAAAUACUUAUUAGCAUAUCUAAGCGAUUUCGGUUCUGAAAAAUAGUUGUUCUAAUGGUUGCUAGAGAGAAUUGAUGAUGGGUACAAUAAGGAUAAACUAUUAAAUUAAUACGAUUAACAAGAUUUCUAUAUAAGAUUCAAGAACCCGAAUGAUUAGACAAAGUAACUCAAAAAUUGAAUCGUUUAAAAAUAAAAAUAAAAAUUUACACUACUCAUUUUAGUUUACUUACAUUCCAAUCAG
Molecule: messenger RNA, 2744 nt
Organism: Paramecium sonneborni
Lineage: Eukaryota; Ciliophora; Oligohymenophorea; Peniculida; Parameciidae
Source: the annotation of a GenBank genome assembly